This is a messenger RNA of Sclerotinia borealis F-4128, 843 nucleotides long. NCBI's taxonomy places the organism in Eukaryota, Fungi, Ascomycota, Leotiomycetes, Helotiales, Sclerotiniaceae. The record is from the annotation of a GenBank genome assembly.
AUGUUAUCUAGGACUUUAUUUCGAGAAGGAACUCUAGUUCGGAGACAGAGACAGAUACAGAGACAAAGACAAAUACCUAGGGUAAGUAUUUUCACCGAAGAAAAUGUAGAUCUUAUUUCCCAUCCCACUUCCAGUGCGUGGUUUAGUAUCGAUCGGGGAGUUAUACUCGAAGAAACAACGGAACAGGAAGAGGAAGAAGAUGAAGGUAUAUCCCCGGAGCAGGAAACAAGAGCCCAAGGUAUAGUAUCACCCGUAUCCCCACUCUCACCUGAUUUAGCUGUUCAAACUCAAGCACAAGCACAGGCGCAUGCCCAUGCAAAUGUAGAAAUUGAAAUCGAACCCGCAACACCUAGUUCAGAACUAGAACCCCAUGCGCAUUGGUAUUUUAAUUAUGCGGAUGCGAAUCAUUAUCAUGAGAAACAUGUUUCGAUCAGGGAGUAUGAGGAAACUACUAAUUUACAACUAUUGCUAUCACCUGAUGCCUCGGUGUCGAGAGAGGAAACGAUGGGAAAAUGGGAGAAAUGGAGGAGUGUUGGGUUGAGCAGAGUAAGGGAAUGGUUGAAGAAGAGGCAGGAACGGAAGGCUGCUGAGAAAGCUGCGGAGAAAUUAGAGAAGGAGGGGGAUUUAGUUGUUGGGGUGAGAGUUCUUGAGGAAGAAGAGAGUAUUAGUGUUGUGGAAGAAGAAGAGGAACGAAAAGGAGCGAGAGGUAAGGCGAAGGAUAUUGUGAGGAGGGGAACAAAUAAAUUGAGGAAACUAUCACCUGAAGGUGGACGUAAGGAGGCGAAGUUGAAGGGCGUCUGGAGGGAAAUGAGGAGGAUUAGAGGGUUUCAACAUAUUGAGUAG